AAUUAUUUGUACCAUACAGGGUCGAUGAUCACUACAAAGGAAUCUAAUUGUGCCUAUAUGAACAUUACAAUCAUUGAGAAACAUCCAAAUCAGGAAUCCGUGGAAGUAUUUCAAAACCAAGCUUCUAUUAGAUCAAACAAAAUUGCUGAAUACGUACAUACGACGUUUUUGGAAAAUCUAUUUAAACUGCUUUUCGAAAGUUGCGAAGAUUGUGGGAAAAUGGCUGCGGUACCACAAGCAGCGUUUGCAGCGUGCAAAGUCCGAUGCAAUGAACAACAUGAUGAUAAUAAUAUGAUAUCAGCGAUAGAAGGAAAAGAGAAAGCAAACAAAGAAAAUACAUUUAAUGGUAGAUUCUACCCAGAAGGUUUGGAACUCACACCCUUGAAAUAUAACAGCAAACUGAUGAACAGCAUUUGGGGUUUAUAUAAUCGCUACUCUGUACAUAAUUUCAAGAAAAAUACUGACGCCGAAAAAGGGUUCUUAGCGACUGCAUGGCAGACAGUUUAUUCCAAUUCUUCUUCCAUUAUGUCUGCUCCAGUCGUUUCAGCUUCAACUACUAUGGAAACUCCUCAGAUUUUAGAUAUUAAUAAUGGUAUCUAAUGAAUCGAAUAAUAGUCUUUGGGUAUUUCCAAUAUGAUAGUUUUGAGCGUCAAUGGACUUGUAAUGAGAAUAUUACCGGAAGUCAAUAAUGGUGUACCAGUUAAUUUCGUGCCGGUAGGAACAAAACCUUUCCUUCUAUGAAUUUUAUUUUGUCAUAUAGGAAAAAUGUUAAAAUACUAUUCAUAUGUGUUUAAAAUUACGAUAUUUUAAUUAAAGAAUUAAUAUUUUUCUAAACAUAAAAAAGUAGUAAUAUUAAAACUACAGAACUUCGAAACUACGGAUAAGCUAAUGAGCUAUAGAUAGUUCUCUAUUCAUGGGUAUAAUGUUUUUUAAUUAUUCGUGAUAGAGAAUGAGAAUUCUGCUUUUUAAACGUAGCAGAAAUGUAUCGUAUUUUAAUGCAUAUGUUUUCCUAUAUGUUAAGAUAGUUUACGAAAAUUGUUUAUUACUAUGUAAAGUCAACUGGUGUCUAUUGAUAGGCCGGAAUAAGAAUAUUAAAUAAAUUGCUAUUUGCCAUGAAUGAAUAA
Messenger RNA from Polistes canadensis, 1124 nucleotides. RefSeq lists its product as uncharacterized. The record is from RefSeq and is a predicted model, not a curated record. Bases 25 to 600 code for a protein of 191 amino acids. The transcript has 4 exons. Lineage: Eukaryota; Metazoa; Arthropoda; Insecta; Hymenoptera; Vespidae.